Lathyrus oleraceus (garden pea) is the source of this 1239-nucleotide messenger RNA. RefSeq names its product telomere repeat-binding factor 4. Gene Ontology annotation, molecular function: double-stranded telomeric DNA binding. The record is from RefSeq and is a predicted model, not a curated record. The transcript is spliced from 6 exons. Gene Ontology annotation, cellular component: nucleosome. Gene Ontology annotation, biological process: nucleosome assembly. Bases 188 to 997 code for a protein of 269 amino acids. NCBI's taxonomy places the organism in Eukaryota, Viridiplantae, Streptophyta, Magnoliopsida, Fabales, Fabaceae.
UUUAUUUAUAAAAAGAAAGAUAUUUUCUGCAAAAUCAACGACUAAGAAACGAACGUGUCUGUGUGAGAGAGAUGAAAAUCAAAUUCAUUUUCCACGAAGCUUAUUGAAAACGAAUAACUCGUUUUAGCUGAAACUGAAACGAAAGAGAAACAGAAACAAUACGAAGUGUUGUUGAAUUUGAAUUUGAAUGGGGAAUCAAAAGCUGAAAUGGACGCAGGAAGAAGAAGACGCGCUUAUUGCUGGAAUUGACAAGCACGGCACUGGAAAAUGGAAAACCAUUCUCGUUGAUCCUCAAUUUGCUCAUUUACUCACUUCUCGUUCCAACAUCGACCUCAAGGAUAAAUGGCGAAAUAUGAAUGUUUAUGUGAAUAAUGGUUCACAAGGUUCUAGUUCUAGGACUCCCAAGCCUAAAGCUGCUCCUGCUUCUUCCACUGCCGUUCCUCAAAUUUCUGCUCCUUCUUCUGAUAUCGUUGCCUCUGAUCCUUCUCCAAUUGAACAAGAGGUUAAAAAUCCUCCAAGGUAUAAUGCCAUGGUUUUUGAUGCUCUAUCUACAUUGAAGGACACUAAUGGAUCCGACCUAAAUGCUAUUGCUAGUUUCAUUGAGCAAAAGCACCAGCAGGUUCCUCAAAAUUUCAGAAGGGCACUGAGUUCAAGGCUGAGGACCCUUGUGAAUCAAGGGAAGCUUGAAAAGGUACAAAAUUGUUACAAGAUAAAGAAAGAUGCCCCAUUAAUGACAAAAACACCUUCACCUUCACCAAAACAAAAGGAUGCAAGGCCGCAACAGCAAUCAUCGGUCUACGAUGAUAUGCUGAAGAAAGCAGCUGAUACUGCAGCAAACAUGAUUGCAGAGGCUGAAAACAAAUCAUAUCUGGCAAGUGAGGCAGUCAUGGAGACAGAAAGAUUCGCCCGAUUGGUUGAAGAAAAUGAUGCAGUGUUGUUGCUAGCAGAAAAACUUUAUGAACAAUGUUUACGCGGUGAAACUUUCAAGUGGGCUUAAGUUGGUCAAUGCAAGGUUGAUAAAUAGAUUAAUUUUGAAUUUGCUUUUGGUAUGUAAAAAUUUAUUCUAGUGAAUUAGUGUUUUAAGUUGCGGGGAAACUCUUGUAUGAGACUGUAUGGAUUUUGGUAGAUUUUGGAUCCAAAGUGGAAGCAAUAGAAAAUAUAAGAUUUAAUUGUAUUUUCAAUGUUGUCAUAUCGGGACAUAGAUUGAAGGGAAUGGAUCCCCUAACGUUUUUGUGGCAA